AUGGAAGUAGAAGCAAAUCUCUGUGGGGGCACAACUAUAAUAACAUCACUGUCAUCAGUGCUGCACAAUGACACAGAAUUCUCCGACCCAAAGACCUUUGACCCGAGUCACUUUCUGGAUAAGAGUGGCAACUUUAAGAAAAGUGAUUUCUUUAUGCCUUUUUCAACAGGAAAACGGGUUUGUGUGGGAGAGAGCCUGGCCCGAAUGGAGUUGUUUUUAUUCCUGACCACCAUUUUACAGAGCUUUAACCUGAAAUCUCUAGUUGAUCCAAAAGAUCUUGAUAUUACCCCAGUUGUCAAUGGGUUUGUUUCUCUUCACCCCAGGUACCAGCUCUGCUUCAUGCCUGUCCGAAGUCAUCAACCAGCUCUCUUCAUGGCAUUGUGUGAACGGUAA
Molecule: messenger RNA, 393 nt
Organism: Jaculus jaculus (lesser Egyptian jerboa)
Lineage: Eukaryota; Metazoa; Chordata; Mammalia; Rodentia; Dipodidae
Product: cytochrome P450 2C42-like
Exons: 4
Coding region: 1-393 (130 amino acids)
Biological process (GO): xenobiotic metabolic process
Cellular component (GO): cytoplasm; intracellular membrane-bounded organelle
Molecular function (GO): heme binding; iron ion binding; oxidoreductase activity, acting on paired donors, with incorporation or reduction of molecular oxygen, reduced flavin or flavoprotein as one donor, and incorporation of one atom of oxygen
Source: RefSeq, a predicted model, not a curated record